UUUUUGGUGAAAAAACACUAAAAAGUUGUGAAAUUAGAGGUUAAUUAGCAAAUAAAUGUGAAAUAAUCAUGGUAAAUAUAUAAAUCUACUAUAUUACAACUAAAUAUAGUUGUAAAACAUAGUUUUUUGUGUAAAAAAUGAUAAUUUGUUGAAUAUUUUGGUCAUGUUGUAUCAUAACCUAACGCCAUCUUGUAUUUUCUACUUCAUACAACCAAUGAGGUUACAAGUUAUCACAUGUAAAACAUGUGCGUUAGUUCUCGAAUGAAAUUUAACGAAACAACACGUAAUUUAAACAAAUUUCAAUUGUUUUUUGAUUAAAAUGGAAGUAGAAACUGUAAUACCUCAUGUGCCACAAGUAGAAAGACGCACGAGUACUCAUAUCAGGUUUUCUGAUGAUGAGGAAGAAACAAGUGAAUUGCAAUCAAAGCUUGGUUUCUGUGAAGUAUGUGCUGCAACAGAAGCAAAAUACACUUGUCCUCGAUGUGAAGUGAAAACCUGCAGUUUAAAAUGCUCGACAAUCCAUAAAAAAGAACUAGAAUGCACUGGGGAACGCGACAGAGCCAAAUUUAUCCCUGUAAAAAAGUUUACAAACCUAGAUUUGUCUAGCGAUUAUAGACUUUUGGAGGAAAUCACUCGCAGUUUGGCUUCUACAAAAAAACUUAGAAAUACUUUCAAUAAAAGUGAUCAAACUCUACCAAAUCAUUUAUUCAGAUUGAAGAAAACUUUGGAAAACAAAACAACAUUAAAAUUUUUACCACUUAACUUUGAUCGCCAUCGUCGCAACACAACAAAACUAAACUUUCAAUCAAAUGUUGUGUUCUGGCAUAUUGAAUGGGUCUUCACCAACGCAGAUAAUCUCCAUCUGCAUGAUGAUUUAGUCCGGGAGACUGAAAAACUCGGCAAAGUCAUCAGAAAAUAUUUAGUAAAGCAAGAAAAUCCAUUGUUACAAGAAAAACUACAAUAUUACCAAGCUGCUGGUAUAACAGGAAUAAAAAUAUUGCUAAGAGCCGAAGGUAAACGUGGUUUAAAAUUCUAUGAAUUGGAUCCCACUCUAACACUUCAAGAAUGCUUCAGAGGCAAAUCAAUCAUAGAAUAUCCAGUGAUUCAGGUAAUAUUUAAAGAUCAUUGUCAUGAUUUACAAGUGAUUGAUUCUGAUGAUGAAGACGGCACUGAAAGCGAUGCCAAGAUUGGCAGCAGUGUGAUAAACAGUAUUAUUAAACACUCUGAGUCUGAAGAAAAUAUUUACAAAGCAAUGAAGAAUCUGUUAUUCAUUUCAGAGCAUUCCGAUGGUGAAAUGUCUGAAUAAUUGUGAUAAAAACACAAAACUCUAAAAAAAGAGAAGAAUUUUUAGUUAUUUUUGAUGUUUUGCAUGAGAAUCUAUGAAAUAAUGUUUAAUUUAUUAGUUUUUGAUGAUUUUGUUUGCAUAAAACAAGUGAUUGUUAAGUUUGCCAGAAGACUGAUUGAGUAAAUAUAUUAUUAUUUUCAUUUUACCAAUUAAACUAAACAAUACAUCGUAAAA
Messenger RNA from Dalotia coriaria, 1519 nucleotides. RefSeq names its product box C/D snoRNA protein 1. Lineage: Eukaryota; Metazoa; Arthropoda; Insecta; Coleoptera; Staphylinidae. Gene Ontology annotation, cellular component: nucleus; pre-snoRNP complex. The record is from RefSeq and is a predicted model, not a curated record. Gene Ontology annotation, biological process: maturation of LSU-rRNA from tricistronic rRNA transcript (SSU-rRNA, 5.8S rRNA, LSU-rRNA); snoRNA localization; box C/D snoRNP assembly.